Zootoca vivipara (common lizard) is the source of this 1650-nucleotide messenger RNA. The record is from RefSeq and is a predicted model, not a curated record. NCBI's taxonomy places the organism in Eukaryota, Metazoa, Chordata, Lepidosauria, Squamata, Lacertidae.
AUGAACGCCAGAACCACCGUGAUGGUUUUGGCCAAGACACAAGACACCGCAAGGGAGAGGAUGAUGCCAAAGACCGUUUGUCGUAAAGAGCAGCUCGCUCGGUCCGUUCCUAAGAACUACCAGCACAUUCUGGCUUUGCUGCUUGCUGUUCAAGAGAUCAAUGAGAAUCCCCAAAUCCUACCCAACAUCUCUUUGGGCUUCCACAUCCUCAACAGCUACUAUGUGGCAAGGACGACAUACAAAGCCAGCCUGAGCCUCCUUUCCACACAACACAGGUUUGUUCCCAACUACAAGUGUGAUACUCAGAGUAAACUGAUAGCUGUCAUUGGCGGACUUGCUACUGAAACCUCUGCCAACAUGGCUAGCAUUUUUGCCACCUACAAGAUCCCACAGCUGCAUGACUAUAUAGGGAGGAUCUUGUUCAACAACAGCGUCGGCGAGAGUGUAGGUUUUGAUAGAAAUGGAGAACUGAUUGCAGAUUUUGAUCUUACAAACUGGGUCACUUUCCCCAACGGCUCUUUUGUUAGAGUAAAAGUUGGACGAUUGGCUCCUCGGGAUCCUUCAGGCAAAGAGUUAACAAUAAAUGAUGAGCAGAUCGAGUGGCAUAGAAGUUUCAACCAGGUUGUGCCCCUUUCUGUGUGCAAUGACUACUGCUAUCCUGGCUACAGCAGGAAAAAGAAGGAAGGGGAGAAAUUUUGUUGCUAUGAUUGUGCUCCAUGUCCUGAAGGGAUGAUCUCUCACCAGAUCGACAUGGCUGCCUGCAUCAAAUGUCCGGAAGAGGAAUACCCAAAUAGUGGCCAAAAUCAGUGCAUUCCCAAGGUGUCCAGCUACCUCUCUUAUAAAGAACCUUUAGGAAUCACUCUGGUCAUAUUGGUUGUUUCUUUCUCUUUGAUUACAACUUCAGUACUUGGGAUUUUCAUGAAGCACAGGGACACUCCCAUAGUCAAAGCCAACAACCGGACGCUCACUUACCUCCUCCUCAUUUCUCUCCUGCUUUGCUUCCUCUGCUCCUUCCUCUUCAUUGGACAACCUGGAAAGGGAACCUGCCUUCUCCGACAAACGGCUUUUGGCAUGAUCUUCUCUCUGUCCCUUUCCUCUGUUUUGGCAAAAACCAUCACGGUGGUUCUGGCAUUCAUGGCCACAAAACCAGGAUCCAGAAUGAGACAAUGGGUGGGGAAAGGACUGGCCAAUUCUGUUAUCCUUUCUGGCUCAUUUAUUCAAGCUGUCAUUUGCAUGGUUUGGCUGAUUACUUCUCCUCCGUUCCCAGAUAAGGACAUGAACUCCCUGAAAGAGGAAAUCCUAGUGCAGUGUAAUGAGGGAUCAGCCUCCAUGUUUUACUGCGUCUUGGGAUACAUGGGCUUCCUGGGCAUUGCCAGUUUCCUGGUGGCUUUCUUUGCCAGGAAGUUGCCUGACACUUUCAAUGAAGCCAAGUUCAUCACUUUCAGCAUGUUGGUCUUUUGCAGUGUGUGGCUGUCCUUUAUUCCAACGUACCUAAGCACCAAAGGGAAAUACAUGGUGGCUGUGGAGAUCUUCUCCAUCUUAUGCUCCAGUGCUGGGUUACUGGGUUGCAUUUUUUUCCCCAAAUGCUACAUCAUUAUCUUAAGACCGGAGCUGAACAACAGGGAACAUUUAACAAGGAGAGAAAAGUAA